AAGUCAGGCUGCAGUCCAGCGUUUUCCGUAAAGUCUCUUCAAACUUGUGACGGACAAAAUUCCCGUCUGCAGCUUUAAUUUCACCCUGCUGUAGGUGUCUACUGACGGGAAACUGUUAGCUAUUUCUGCUCUUUAACUGUCAGUUUCGUGUUAAUGUUUAUUUGUUUUUCGUACGUGAGAUACUCGGCGUGUAAUUUAAUCUAAUUCCACGUUGAUAAACAGGUUUAUUUUUAGGGAUUUAACCUCAGAAGUGUAAAGUAAAGUAAAGAUUCCUUCAGAAGAACAACAAAAUGAACUGUGGCCUGCUGACAAACAAGAACGAACCAGUUCCACUAAAGAACAUCGAGGUGGAUCUGCAGGUUCAGGGGCAUGUAGCGACAGUGACCUCCACCCUGAAGUAUAUAAAUGAGGAAGAUAACACCCUGGAAGCAGUGUUUGUCUUCCCCAUGCCUUCAGGAGCUGCUCUCUGCCAUUUCAGUGCCAAGAUUGCAGAUCAGGAGAUAGUGGCUGAGGUGCAGGAGAAACAGGAGGCGCGGGAGCAGUAUGAUGAUGCACUGAGUUCAGGUGAACAGGCGUUUCUGCUGGAGGAGAGUGAGGAGUCUGCGGACGUGUUCAGGCUCAGUGUGGGCUCUCUGCCUCCACACCAGAGUGCCGCUGUCACCUUCAUCUAUAUCAUUGAACUGAGUGUGCAGGCUGACCAUUCACUGCAGUUCUGUCUGCCUGCAGUACUCAACCCUCGCUACACACCAGCUGGUACAGGGGGUGGUAUAGUGUCAGAGAUAACAUCAAGUUCUACUGGUAUCCCCUACUCCCUCUCUUUUACUGCACAUAUAAACUCUCCAAACCCCAUCACUAAAGUGGAGUCCAAAUGUCCUCUAGAGCCUCUGAUGUUCCUCAACACAGACCACACCAAGGCAAAGGUAAGUCUUGGUGCAGGUCACAUGUUUGAUCGAGAUGUCGAGCUGUAUCUAUAUUAUCAGAAUCCCCAUCAGCUCACUGCUAUAGUGGAGGCUGGAGCUCCUGCAGCAGAGUCAGGAUCUCUCAUGGGAGAUCCAGUGGUCAUGGUCAGUUUCUAUCCAGAGUUCCCUGAGUCAGUGAUGUCCUCCAUGUCGACGUGUGGUGAGUUUGUGUUUGUUAUGGACAGAUCUGGCAGUAUGUCCUGUAGCAUGCAUUAUGGACCAGGUGCACAGGGACGCAUCGACUGUGCCAGGGACACUCUUCUCCUGCUACUGAAGAGUCUCCCCAUGGACUGUUACUUCAACAUCUAUGGCUUUGGCUCUCACUAUAGUUCCUUCUUCCCUCAAAGUGUGCAGUACAAUCAGGACACUAUGGAGCAGGCGGUGCAGAAGGUAAAGGAGAUGCAAGCAGACAUGGGGGGCACAGAGAUUCUGCCUGCUUUGGAACACAUUUACAAGCAACCUUGCAUCUCCAACCACCCAAGACAGCUCUUCAUAUUUACAGACGGUGAAGUAGGAAACACCAAAGAUGUUCUUCACUGUGUCAAGAGCAAUGCUGAUCUCCACAGAUGCUUCUCAUUUGGGAUUGGUGAAGGUGCAAGUUCUGCACUCAUUACAGGAUUGGCUGAGAACAGCUGUGGCCACGCCCAGUUCAUCACAGGAACUGAUCGCAUGCAGGCCAAAGUAAUGCAGUCUCUUCGCUAUGCUUUACAACCAGCAGUGACUGAUAUCACUGAGGACUGGUUUGGAUUGUCUUUCUCUCAUCUGAGCCCCCAAAUUAAAUCACUGUUCCAUGGUCAAAGAGCACUGAUUUAUGCCCAGUUGAAAGGAAAGGAAUGUCAGAACCCAGAUGCUAAGGGAAAAAUAUCAGUGCAGUAUCGCUUAGGGGGUCAAGAGGUCACAAACAGUGUUGACUUCUUCCUGAAGCCUGUCGAGAACACAGGGAUGGCCAUCCACAGGCUUGGUGCUCGCUCUCUGAUCCGUUCUCUGGAAAGAGACGAGAGGGUUGAUGGAGCUGAUAAAGAUGCUCUGAAGGCCAGAGUGGUGAAACUGAGUAAGCAGUGUGGAGUGAGCAGCUCACACACAGCCUUCAUAGCUGUUCAUAAGGGCAACAAACAAGCUGUGAAGGGGCCGCUGGUGAAGAGGAGAAUUCCUACCCCGAUAAUGAUGGGACGUUCAAUGAACUACUGUUAUAUGCCGAGGAAAAAAAAAGUUCAGCACCCUAAUUGUUCAUAUCGCACAGCAAGGUGUGAAUCCACUAAGGAGACUGACUCACCAGACACAUUACCAAUGCCAAUGCUUGGUGUGCCCUGUGCAGACUCCCUUGCGUUUCCUGGUGCAGCAAUGUGUGACAUGUUCGGUACAGACUCCCUUGCGUCUCCUGCUGCACGACUGCGUGUUGCGCUCUGUCAACAAUCCGCCGCAUUUGCUCCACCAAUGCCAAUGCUUGGUGUGCCCUGUGCAGACUCCCUUGCGUUUCCUGAUGCAGCAAUGGCUGGUGGGCUCUGUACAGACUCCCUUGGUGAUGCAGGAUCUGACACAAGCCCAGGGACUCCAAAGGACUUACUGAUGGAGCUCAUCUCUCUCCAGAAGGCUUCAGGUUGCUGGGAAAUUGGGUCUUCACUUGCAGAGGUGUUUGGGAGAACAGAAAAAGAGCUGAUCGAGAAGAUUCCUGCACAGGUGAAGCCAGAUGUCUGGGCUACACUUCUUGCAUUGAUUUGGUUGCACGGCUUUAAGAUCGAUGCUCAGGUUGAGUGGCAGUUUUUGGCCAUGAAGGCAGUGUCAUGGAUCCGCAGUCAGAAAGUGGUCAACCAGUCAGAGUGUAUACAGGCAGGAAACUCUUUGCUGGGCUGUCAGGUUACAGAAGAUGCUCUUGGCCUCUGAACUCUUUCAUCCCGCAGCAGCCACGAGAAAGAAUAAUUCUUUAAAAAAAAAAAAAAAAGCUUUCAUUAGCCUGAUUAUCUCUAUAAAUGUAUUGCAACAGCAAGGCAGGUUUUAUUGUUUUUUCUAUUGACUGAAUUCAUUUGGAUUUGAGAUCAAAAAAUGUAUGAGACAAUAGAUCAGAAUUACAGCUUUAAAUCCCUGAUAUGUCCAUUUACAUCUAGCUUAGAACAUGCUCCUUUUGUGUGAACACAUCCAUUUAUUAACUGAUCAAAAAUAUUGGCACAUGCAACUGUCAGGUGUUUCGCAUUGCCCAGUUAGCACUGAAUAUCUACUCUUGCUUUGAAAACCACAAAAGCAAACUAUUUUGAAUCUGAGAAUAGAGGGAAACAGAUCAGAGUUAUUGCACUAACGUUGGGCAUAGCAAAUAAAACAAUUUGGAAUGUCCUGAAAAAGUAACCACUAAUGUACUAACGAGCAGAUGUUCAACAAAUGGCCAAGGAAAACAACAGUAUUUUAAGAGUUAUGAUGAAAAACCCAAAUAUGACAGUCAGUGAUGUCUGUUCACGGGGCAGGUGUGAAUGUAUACCACAAGAUCUAAACAUCUUAUAAGCAGUAAGGAUCAGAAGGUCAGAUUAAAAUUCAAAAAGAGGUAAAGAGAUAAGGGGGGCACGGUGGCUUAGUGGUUAGCACGUUCGCCUCACACCUCCAGGGUUGGGGUUCGAUUCCCGCCUCCGCCUUGUGUGUGUGGAGUUUGCAUGUUCUCCCCGUGCCUCGGGGGUUUCUUCUGGGUACUCCGGUUUCCUCCUCCGGUCCAAAGACAUGCAUGGUAGGUUGAUUGGCAUCUCUGGAAAAAUUGUCUGUAGUGUGUGUGUGUGUGUGAGUGAAUGAGAGUGUGUGUGCGCCCUGCGAUGGGUUGGCACUCCGUCCAGGGUGUAUCCUGCCUUGAUGCCCGAUGACGCCUGAGAUAGGCAGAGGCUCCCCGUGACCCGAGGUAGUUCGGAUAAGCGGUAGAAAAUGAAUGAAUGAAUGAAUUUACUUUCGUUAUUUAAAGACAGUUUUUGACCUGUUAUUAUACUUUUUCUCACAUAAUUGGGUGGUCUGUCACCAAAGGUGUUGUGUUAUUGAGUUUAACACAUCUAGAUGUAAAUGUCAUUAAAUAAAUGCUGAAAUUCUGAUCUGUUGUCUUAUCGUCAUCCCUUAAUAACAAACACAAGAAUACAAAAAAAAAGAGAAUUUGCCUUACUGUACAGAAUUUUUUAAUAUCUUUGCACAGAUUUGUUUGUCAAUUGCAAAGAAUUCAGUUAAAAUACAACAGUGACAUUAAGUUUAUAAAAUCUUUCCUUUAGUUCAGGUUUUCGUUUAACAUGCACUGAUGUUAUCCAACGAUUUCCAACAAUAUUGAAGUAAGGGAGUGACCGGAAAAAGAGGGCUGGGCUUUUACUAUAUACUUUACUUUUAUUAUAUCUGCUAGCUAAAAUACUGUAUGUUUGCUUUACUUAAAUCUUACUUUUUAAGAGCUUAUUGUGAGAAUGGAUACAUUCUGUUAAUUGGUAAUCAUCUUAAUAAAACUUAUCUGUGCA
Tachysurus vachellii is the source of this 4420-nucleotide messenger RNA. RefSeq names its product von Willebrand factor A domain-containing protein 5A-like. NCBI's taxonomy places the organism in Eukaryota, Metazoa, Chordata, Actinopteri, Siluriformes, Bagridae. Bases 291 to 2840 code for a protein of 849 amino acids. The record is from RefSeq and is a predicted model, not a curated record. The transcript is spliced from 25 exons.